AUGGGUUCAAUUCUCAGCCGAAGAAUCGCUGGUGUUGAAGACAUCGACAUCCAGGCCAAUUCUGCAUACAGAUAUCCUCCAAAAUCAGGAAACUAUGUUGCCAGCCACUUUUUCAUGGGAGGAGAAAAGUUUGACACUCCUCAUCCCGAGGGUUACCUUUUUGGGGAAAAUAUGGAUCUCAACUUUCUCGGUAACCGUCCAGUGCAGUUUCCCUAUGUUACUCCAGCUCCCCAUGAACCAGUCAAGACACUGAGAAGUCUUGUCAACAAGAAGGACUCGUUACGAUUGGUCAGGUAUAAAGAUGAUGCUGAUACUCCCACCGAUGAAGGAGUAAAGCCAAGAGCCAUGUAUGGAGUGGAGUUCACCUUUGACUCUGAUGCACGAGUGGCCAUCACUCUCUACUGUCAGGCCUUUGAGGAGUUCUCCAAUGGGAUGGCGAUAUACAGCCCCAAAAGCCCUGCGCUGGUCUCUGAAACAGUAUAUUACAAAAGAGGGGUUAGCCAGCAGUUUACCCUGCCAUCCUUCAAGAUUGAUUUCUCUGAAUGGAAGGAAGAAGAUCUCAACUUUGAUUUGGACCGAGGUGUUUUUCCCAUGGUGAUUCAGGCUGUGGUUGAUGAAGGAGAUGAUUGUUUGGGACAUGCUCAUGUACUGCUUGCAGCAUUUGAAAGACAUGUUGAUGGCAGUUUCUCAGUGAAACCUUUGAAGAAGCAGAAACAAAUAGUGGAUCGUGUUAGUUAUUUGUUACAGGAGAUUUACGGAAUUGAAAACAAAAAUAAUCAGGAAACAAAGCCGUCUGAUGAUGAGAACAGUGACAACAGCAACGGUGUGGUGUGUCUGUCGGAUCUGCGGGACACUUUGAUUUUGCCCUGUAGACAUUUGUGUCUGUGUAACUCCUGUGCUGACACUCUACGCUACCAGGCCAACAACUGUCCUAUCUGCAGACUGCCGUUUCGAGCUCUUCUUCAGAUCCGGGCUGUAAGAAAGAAGCCCGGAGCUCUUUCUCCUGUUUCCUUCAGCCCAGUUCUGGCUCAGAGCAUGGACCACGAUGAGCAUUCGAGCUCAGACUCCGUUCCUCCAGGUUUUGAGCCCAUCUCUCUGCUGGAGGCGUUGAACGGUGUGGGUGCCGUUUCUCCUGGCAUUCCCUCGGCACCUCUGUAUGACGAGAUCAACUUCUCUGGCAGUCUGAGUGGAGAGAGCCGGCAGCUCAGCUCACCUGAUCACUCUGGAGACAGUGCAGGACAGAAGAGCAAAGUCAGCAAAUCCCCCGACAGCACUCUGCGCUCUCCAUCGUCACCCAUUCAAGAGGAGGAUGAAGAGAAGCUCUCAGAGAUGUCUGAUGCCCAGGCUCACAUGCUGCUUUCCAGCAGUCCCGCACCCACUGAGGGCACAGCUGGGGAUGAUGCGCCUGAUUCACUGUCUCCUGAAGAGGAGGAUCAUCUGAAUCUGGAUGAAGAGGCCAUGAAUGACUGCAGCAGCGAGCACAGCAGCUUUACCAAAACUGAAAGUGAAACGCCUGGAGACCUGUCUCUUCCUGCUCUAGGUCCUGAUUCCUGCUCUAUUGGUUUGGAAGAGUAA
Danio aesculapii is the source of this 1575-nucleotide messenger RNA. RefSeq names its product E3 ubiquitin-protein ligase MGRN1-like. NCBI's taxonomy places the organism in Eukaryota, Metazoa, Chordata, Actinopteri, Cypriniformes, Danionidae. The record is from RefSeq and is a predicted model, not a curated record. Gene Ontology annotation, cellular component: cytoplasm; plasma membrane; early endosome. Gene Ontology annotation, biological process: protein ubiquitination; endosome to lysosome transport; negative regulation of G protein-coupled receptor signaling pathway. Gene Ontology annotation, molecular function: ubiquitin protein ligase activity.